AUGCCUACCGACGAGGCGCCCAACGAGGGCAUGCUCUGGGGUGGACGCAUCACUGUUCCCAGCACAUACAACAAGGACCUACAGGAGAGCUGGGAGCCUAUGCUAGAUCAUGUCAAGACUAUCUCUCAUAGUGUGCAGAUCACAAACGGCAUCCUUGCCACACUCAAUAUCCGGCCAGAACGGAUGUUGGCUGCACCGAAUCCCUCUAUGGUCGCUACAGAUCUGGCUGAAAGACUCACGGCACUCGGUGUACCCUUCCGUGAGUACCCUUCCGUGAGACGCAUCACAUCUCUGGGCGGUGUGUAG
Messenger RNA from Neoarthrinium moseri, 306 nucleotides. RefSeq lists its product as uncharacterized. The record is from RefSeq and is a predicted model, not a curated record. Gene Ontology annotation, molecular function: argininosuccinate lyase activity. The transcript has a single exon. Gene Ontology annotation, cellular component: cytosol. The coding region runs from base 1 to 306 and encodes 101 amino acids. NCBI's taxonomy places the organism in Eukaryota, Fungi, Ascomycota, Sordariomycetes, Amphisphaeriales, Apiosporaceae.